AUGGCUGCUGAAGAACACGAUUUCUGCCCUUUGUUUCAGUCUGCAAGCUGCAAUCUGCGAGGGCUUCGAGCAAACUAUGGCCUCCCAGUGGCAAGCAGGGAGCUGCCAAGCGCCUCAGCAUGGGGUCAUGUUGCGAAGCUUGACCGCCAGUCACUGGUGGAGGCUUGGAGGACUGGCAAGAACAAGGUCUCGUUCAAACCACGGCGGGACAAAGCGCACCUGGUCUUUACCAUCGUUGCUCACAAGAAGCACAAGCACCGUUGUGUACACCAGUGGCUCCUGUCCCAUGUGAAGUUUCCUGCUCUCCUGGUUGAAGAAGUUGCGAUCGUCGUUGUUACACUCACCGUGGAGGUUUUGGAAGGCAACAAGUCUGGCCGCGUCACCCUCACAAAGCUGAAUGGUGCCCAAUGGGCGUCUAUCACAGCUGACCUGAAGCUUCCUUUGUCAACAGUGCGUCGUAAUCUGCUCAAUUCUGUGGAGCCUGAGCUUUCCAGGGGCAGCCGCAGCCUGCCUGUGCAAUAUCACCCGGUGCCUAUGAGCAAUGCGGCACAAGCAUGCGAGGUGUGCAGCGGCGGCUCCAACGCGAGCCUUUGUCAAAAUGUGUGGCUCGUCAUCGACCUCGAGGAGAAGUUCACAGUGACGCAGAUUCGCCUUUGGAACGUGGACGGCGACGAGGCGGUGAAAAAGGUGCUGGUGAGCGCGGGCAAAAGCCUCACAGACUUUGAGGCAGUGCAAGUCUUCGGGGGCAUCUCCAACCAGGCGACGGCUGAGGGUGCGGAGGCGGCGGCGGACCUGGUCUUCGACGCCCCCGUCAGCGGGCGGUACCUGAAGAUCCAGGUCCUGGAGAAUUUCGGCGCCAAAGGCAUCAGCCUCCAUCGCGCUGCCUUCUUUGGUUACAAGUAUCCCUUUGUUGACUUCACCAAGCACGACGGCAAGGGCUGCGGAGGCUACGAGUUGGAGGACCUCGCGGGGGUGGUGGGCAGCGAGGGCCUUUGCCGGGCGCUGUGCAGCAGCCGCAGCGACUGCGUGGCCUUCGAGGUGAUCCACAGCGGUGCGGAACGUGGGAAGUGCAUCUUCCACAGCAACAUUUGGAUCCCGACCAAGGCUCUGGAGGACGAGCGCGACUGCUUCAUCAGGGACGACCAGGUGGUGUACUGCCAGCAGGGGCUGCCUUUGCACGACGUGUGCUGCAGCCCGGAGUGCGGGAUCUGCGGGGGCGACAAGUGCUCCUACCGCCCCGGCGGGCGCGACAGAUGCUGCUCUGGCACCAUCCGCGGAAUGAGGGACAUCUGCAGCAACACCAGCGACGUGGCCUGCCGAAUCCCCCGACCCCGGCGCGCCGGGGUGCCCACCCUACGCCUCACCUUCGAGAACAAGCACGCAGCCCAGCCAGGCAACGAGAGCGACCUGGCCCCGAAGGGCGCCAAGGUCAGCCCUUUCGUGGCCUCCAAAAACUCCCGGGCCGGGGGCACGGCGGCCGACCUCACCGGCGUCAACACUGGGAUCGAGAUCAAAGGUUACCAGGAGUGGUUCACGCUUACCUCUACCUUCAUGCUCUGGAUCAAGCCCACCUUUGUCAGGGACCAGACCUGGUACUUUGUCUUCCGCAGCAGUGGCUAUACCAUGCACAACCCCGAGGACGGCAGCUGGGCCGUGGAGUUUCAGUGCAAGGGCAACAAGGCGAGGCUGAUGAUUUGGACGCGGCAACCCGCGGGGCUUGGGGCAGUGGCCACCGAGUACAAGGAUAAGCGGCUUUGGGAGAAGUGGACACACAUCGCAGUGGUCCUGCGGGUUGGGGGGGCUUUUCCUCAGCUGUAUCUCAACGGGAUGCCGGAGGAAGUUGAGGACAGCUCUACACCGUGGUCCGAGCUCGAGAACAUUGCCUUCAACAAGAAACAGUUCUUGAUCAUUGGCAAGGCUUCAGAGACGGAUCAGCAGUUUGACGGUUACAUUGACCACUUUGAGGUAUAUGAGGAGAUCCUCAGCCCCCAGUUCAUCCGGAAGCGCUACAGCUUUGUGGAGACAGUGACCGGCACAGGAGACGAGGACGCGGCGCUGGCGAAGCGAGUGUGCCUCCCCCCCACAGAUCUCACAGGCUACAUCAUUGAGCAGGGCAGCACUUUGCGCAGCUCCUUCUCCGUGAAAGCGCGCUGUGAUGAAGAGCAUGGGCCCUUCGGCAAAGCUGGCGGCUUCUUCAUGGCCCGCGCCAGUCAACUUCAUCCGGUCCAGCUUCUGCCGCUUGCAGCGCCCGCUUGCAGGUCGCUCCCCGAGCCGAGGUUCGGCGGGCUCGCCCGUGUGACGCCUUGCUCCUUCGCCACCAAGCGCUACGUGCUCAGCGGGUGCCUGCAAAAGGCCGUGAAGCGAAGCAUCCUGCUGCCCCUGGCGCUGGCCCUGGUGGCCCUCCGCAGCCUCUGCUUCCUGCCCAGCGCAUCCUCGGCGACCCGGGUGUCCCCUCAGCUGCGGGCGGCCGAGGCGGCGGUGGUGGGCAGCGGCCUGUCGUUGGUCGCCGCCUCCCCCGCGCUGGCCACCUGGAGCGAGGGCUCCGAGCCGGGCCAGAACAUCGACCCGGACUCCACCGAGUACUACAACCGCAAGGUCCUGAACGCCACGGCCGUGUGCCUCACCUUUGCCGUCUUCUUGUUUGGUCUCCUGAUCAGCCAGGUGGGCCCAGCCCUCCGAUUUUCGCCCGCACAGCGGGAGCGGGCCGCGGCGGCUUCCGCCGCACGGGCGCCAGGAAUUCCGCUAGGCGCCGAGCGAAGCGCGCGACGUGCGCGCCUGAUCUCGGCCGGGGCCAGCACGGCCGUGGCGCUGCCUCUUGCGGUGGCCGCGCAGCGCAGGCGGGGCCGUGCGCCGCGCGCGCGAGUGGCACGCGCGGCGCUGGAGCCGGGGGGUUCCCCGACGUCUCAGAUCCGGAACUUUUCCAUCAUCGCCCACAUCGAUCAUGGCAAGUCGACUCUAGCGGAUCGCCUUCUGGAGCUGACGGGAACGGUGGCCAAGGAAGACAUGAAGUCCCAGUUGCUCGACAGCAUGGACAUUGAAAGAGAAAGGGGGAUUACCAUCAAGCUGAACUCUGCUCGCAUGAACGUCAACGAGGAUGGGGAGGAUUACGUCCUGAACCUCAUUGACACGCCAGGGCACGUCGACUUCACCUAUGAGGUGAGCCGCUCCCUGGCGGCCUGCGAGGGCGCGCUGCUAGUGGUGGACGCUACCCAGGGCGUCCAGGCGCAGACCAUCGCGAACGUGACCUUGGCGAUGGAAGCAGAUCUGGAGAUAGUCCCUGUGCUGAACAAGGUGGACCUGCCCAGUGCGGAUCCAGACAGAGUGGCCCAGGAGAUCGAGGACGUCGUUGGCAUUGACUGCAGCGAAGCCCUCCAGUGCUCAGCAAAGACUGGGCUGGGCGUUGAAGAGAUCAUCAAGAGCAUCAUCAAGCGCAUCCCAGCGCCGCCGGAGGCGACGGGCAAGAAAAUGCGCAUGUUGGUUUUCGACAGCUUCUACGACAACUACAGAGGCGUCAUCGCCAUGUUCCGGGUGGUGGAUGGAAGCAUCAACAAAGGACAGAAGAUUCGCUUCAAGGCCUCGGGCAAGGAGUUCAUUGUGGAGGAGAUCGGCAUCAUGAUCGGCGGCCUGAGGAAGCCUGUCAAGAAGCUGGCGGAGGGUGAAGUCGGGUAUGUUUGCGCCAACAUCAAAAGCGUGAGCGAUGCCCGUGUGGGCGACACCAUCAUCGAAGCGGGCACUGAGAACGAGGUGGAAGCCCUGCCCGGCUACACCGAGGCAACUCCCAUGGUCUUCUGCGGUUUGUUCCCCUCGGAGUCCGGGGAGUUCGACACCUUGAGGACCGCCUUCGAGCGGCUGUCGCUGAACGAUGCCGCCCUUUUCUAUGAACCCGAGAACUCCGUGGCACUGGGCCUCGGCUUCCGGUGCGGGUUUCUGGGGGUGCUCCACAUGGAGGUAGUGAAGGAUCGGCUGGAAAGAGAGUACGACUUGGAGCUCGUGGUGACUGCUCCUUCUGUGGAGUACGAGAUCCUGAUGAAGGAUGGCACUACGGAGACCAUCCAGUUCGCGAACCAGCUGCCGUUGCCCCACAAGGUGGCGGAGAUCCGAGAGCCCUACGUCCUGCUGGAGAUGAUCGUGCCGGAGGAGCACAUGGGCGCCUGCAUGGAGCUCGCCGUCCAGCGCCGCGCGGUCUACAGGACCACCAGCUUCCUCACCAAGGGCCGUUGUCUGCUGGAGUACGAGAUGCCGAUGGCCGAGAUGAUCCGGGACUUCUUUGCGGAGCUGAAAAGCCGUUCGCGCGGCUAUGCUUCGAUGGAUUACCGCCUGCUAGAUUACCGGGUCAACGACUUGGUGAAGUUGGAGGUGGACAUCAACAAGACCACGGCCAACCCUUUGGCGCAGAUCGUGCACCGCAGCCGCGCCCUGCAAUUCGCAAGGAAGAUCGCCCUGAUCCUCAAGAACGAGAUCCCAGCCCAGCAGAUCAAGGUGAUCAUCCAAGCGCGGAUCGGCACACACAUUAUCGCCUCGGAGUCUGUCAAGGCGGUGCGAAAAGACGUCUUGGCCAAGUGCUAUGGCGGUGACAUCUCCCGCAAGAAGAAGCUGCUGCAAAAGCAGGCUGCGGGCAAGAAGAAGAUGCAGGCCAUCGGCAAGGUGAACGUGCCCUCUGAAGCGAUCCUGGCAGUGAUCAAGCAGAGCUAG
Effrenium voratum is the source of this 4692-nucleotide messenger RNA. NCBI's taxonomy places the organism in Eukaryota, Dinophyceae, Suessiales, Symbiodiniaceae. The record is from the annotation of a GenBank genome assembly.